AUGCCCGGCCGAGUCGCCGCACGUUCCACCUCCGCGACAACGCGUAGGUCGUCGGCACAACCUUCAGCGGGGCGUGCCCCCUCAGUGCCCCCAUCAUUUGCGAUUCCCGAAGAGGCGGCGCUUCCUGAAACAUCGCCAAACCUCCGUCGUGAUGUGUGUACCAUUUUUGCAGAUGCGCAGCGCUCAACUACCGGUCACCGUAAGCUGGUGGUGCGCUUGCGGAAAAUUCAAGAAAUUUGCUGUGGUAUUGCCCAGAAGAAAAAAGGACAGGAGCAGGUGGAUGUGGUGAUUCCCGAGGAAGAAUCGGUUCCGGAGAGAGAGUUCAACGUGGAGGUUGGGCGUUGCAUGCUUCGAAUUUUGCCUAUCAAGAAAUCUGAACCUGUCGGUGAUCGCAUUCUUCGCUUUAUGGAUGCCUUCCUCACCCAUGCAUCCGAGAAGGAUGCAGAAUUAUUUGCUUCGAAGGCCGAGGAUGAAGAGGAGAUGCACACAGCACCGGAGACACCCACUUCGCGACUAACCUCCAGUAUCGUGUCCUUGAUAGUGCCUGUUCUCAGCUCCAAAGAUAAAAUGGUACGGUUCCGUGCGACUCAGAUUGUCGCCCAUAUUGUCAAUGCACUCGAGUCGAUUGAUGACGAACUCUACCACAUAAUUCGACAGGGCUUGCUCAAGCGCAUGCGUGACAAGGAAUCAACCGUUCGUGUGCAAGCUGUUCUGGGACUUGCACGAUUGGCCGGCAAUGACGACGAAGAUGAUAACGAGGACAACACUACGGCUCUGCUGGAGAAGCUGAUUGAAAUUAUGCAAAAUGAUACUAGCGCCGAUGUUCGUAAGAAUCUUCUCACUAAUCUCCCGCUUGCCCCCGUUACCCUGCCGUAUCUCCUUGAACGUGCCCGCGAUCUCGAUGCCCCGACAAGACGCACGUUGUAUUCGCGUCUUUUGCCAACCCUUGGCGAUUUUCGCCACCUGUCCCUAUCUAUGAGAGAAAAGCUCCUCCGCUGGGGCUUAAGAGACCGCGAUGAAAGUGUUCGCAAAGCUACCGGUAAGCUGUUCUACGACCGCUGGGUUGAAGACUGCGCUGGUACCAAUAGUGGCGAGGACGGUGCAACCGGUCAACGCUCGGCUCCCAACACAAAUGCCUUGCUAGAACUCUUGGAAAGAAUUGACGUGGUCAACUCCGGUAUGGAGAGCGGCAUUGCCCAUGAGGCGAUGCGCAGCUUCUGGGAGGGUCGACCUGACUAUCGGGAGUCGGUGGUUUUCGACGAACCUUACUGGGAGUCUUUAUCAGGAGAAUCGGCUUUCCUCCUACGGUCAUUCAAUGACUUUUGCCGUGUGGAAAAUGAUGGCAAGUACGAAAGCCUGGCAGAUGACAAAAUGCCGGAAGUUACGGCGCUCGCAUACUACCUUUCCAAAUAUACGACCGAUUUACUACAAAGAAAGAAGACCGCAAAGGAAACGGGAGAUGACAACGAUGACGAUGCUGUUGAGCAAGAAUUUAUCGUCGAGCAACUGCUGCACAUCGCAAUCACACUUGAUUACAGCGAUGAGGUAGGCCGGCGGAAGAUGUUUUCCCUUCUCCGAGAGUCACUGGCCGUUCCAGAAUUGCCAGAGGAAUGUACAAAGCUCGCAGUUGAGACGCUAAGGUGCGUAUGCGGCCCUGACAAUGCAGCCGAGAGUGAAUUCUGCAGUGUGGUUCUAGAAGCCAUUGCUGAGGUUCACGACACAAUUAUCACUGACGACAGCUUUGUGUCUGCCAAAUCUGAGAUCAGUGAUGAUGCCAGUAGCCGACACCGGUCUGAGACUCCAGCGAGUGAAGAUGAUGUACCCUUCAAUAAGGAAGAAGCUAAGGCCAAGAUUCUCCGUGAGAUCGUGGUCAACAUGAAGUGUCUGCACAUUGCGCAGUGUAUGCUUCAAAAUGUCCAAGGCCACCUACAGCAGAACAUUAACUUGGUGACCAUGUUGAACAAUCUCGUUGUUCCUGCUGUGCGAAGCCACGAGGCACCAAUUCGGGAACGUGGCUUGCUCUGUCUGGGCCUGUGCUGUCUACUUGAUAAGAACCUCGCUGAGGAGAAUAUGACACUCUUCAUCCACUGCUACAGCAAGGGACACGACGGUCUGCAGGUAACGGCCUUGCAGAUCAUCUGUGACAUGGUUACAACCCAUCCGUCGCUGCUCACUCCCGUCACACAAUCUGACGGCGAGACAGUGACACCGUCAGCCGUUCACAAACCCUUGCUCAAGGUGUUUUCACGUGCCUUGAAGGCCAACGCUCCUCCCAGCGUGCAGUCGGCUGCCGCCACAGCACUCUCAAAGCUUCUCCUUACCAACACCUUCACUCCUUCAGACCCCAACAUACCAUCCACUAUUCAAGAAUACAACGAGAAUGCUGUUGAGACACUGCUGCAGUCCCUCGUGAUAUCAUUCUUCCAUCCUCGCACACGAGAGAAUCCGGCAUUCCGACAGUCCCUGGCUUAUUUCUUCCCUGUUUACUGUCACUCACGGUUAGAAAACACUCAGCGAAUGCGGCGGGUGUCUGUACCGAUUAUUCGCGGGGUCAUGAAUGCGGCUGAGGAGCACUAUUCGCUUGAGGCUGAAGAGGACAGUGACGGUGAGAUUGACGCGAGUGUUGGCGAGCGCGAAGUCAAGGCAUUGAUGACAGGUGUUAUUGGAAUGCUAGCUGAAUGGACUGAUGAGCGCCGCGUUGUUGGUCUUGGUGGUGAGCGUGUUAUGAUUGGUGGCACUGCCAGCUCGACUGCCUGUGGGUGGGUACACUUGGCCCUAGUCAAAGACAUCCUGGAGCGCGUUCUGGGCAUCAGUGCUGGUAGCAAUCGUUGCUCGAAAGAUGAACGCAAGCUAGUUUUCUCACUCUUGAGCAAACUUUACAUUGCCGCCCCGACACUUCCUUCCACUUCCACCCGCGCUGGAUCCCGUGCUCCUGAGGGUGGCGAUGACCAGCUCCGUAUUAGCGUUCGAAGUGCCGCGACACUCGAGAUUGAUCCCAACAAUGUCCAGCUUGCUCAUGAAGUCAAGGACCUCUUAGACCAGACGAUUGAGGAGGGUCUUGCUGGUGAGGCAUCCAGUCGAAAUGCCUUGGUCAAGGCCAAGAAUGCAGUUCUCAAGAUCCUUGCAGUUGCCCAAGAUGCCCGGGCCGCCAGUGUACGGCCCCGUGCAGGCACCGAAGAUCUAGAGAGUGACGCUGGUAGCGUUCGGUCAGCGAGUGUUCGGCGCUCUGUCGAGCCUUUUGGUGCUGCAAGUCGUCGUCAUGUCUCCGUGGAACCCAGCAUCAUGGAAGAAGAUGAAGGAGACAGCGGUAUUCAAACAGGAAGGAUUCGUCCCUCCGUUGAAGUCGGUCGUCGUAUUGAGCCUAGUAUUAUGGAGGAAGAUGAAGAUGAUCUUGAUACUAGCAGAGGUACUGUGAUUAAGGAUGAGGUCACUGACUGA
Molecule: messenger RNA, 3438 nt
Organism: Penicillium taxi
Lineage: Eukaryota; Fungi; Ascomycota; Eurotiomycetes; Eurotiales; Aspergillaceae
Product: condensin subunit YCG1
Exons: 2
Coding region: 1-3438 (1145 amino acids)
Biological process (GO): mitotic chromosome condensation
Cellular component (GO): condensin complex; condensed chromosome
Source: RefSeq, a predicted model, not a curated record